This is a messenger RNA of Cylicocyclus nassatus, 2032 nucleotides long. Lineage: Eukaryota; Metazoa; Nematoda; Chromadorea; Rhabditida; Strongylidae. The record is from the annotation of a GenBank genome assembly.
AUGGCGUCCGUCGCAGCGUGGCUGCCGUUCGCACGCGCGGCCGCCAUCGGAUGGGUGCCUAUAGCACGGCAACCAAUGCCAGAAGCACCGAUAGCAUUACAGGCCAAAGAUCUGGCUGUCGAUCACGUGUCUGAUGAGAAAUUGUCGAUAAACAUCUCAGGACGAAAAUUUGAAACCUGGAAAAAUACGCUGGAAAAAUUUCCUGAAACAUUAUUAGGGUCAAAUGAGAAGGAAUUUUUCUAUGACGAAGAUACGGGCGAAUAUUUUUUCGAUCGGGAUCCAGAUAUAUUCCGCCAUAUACUUACUUUUUAUCGCACUGGAAAAUUACAUUAUCCCCGCCACGAAUGUCUAGUUGCAUACGAUGAGGAGUUGUCAUUUUUUGGCAUCAUGCCAGAUCUGAUAAGUGAUUGUUGUUAUGAAGAUUAUAAGGACAAGAAACGGGAAAAUCAAGAACGAUUGCUAGAAGAGCGACUCGAGAGUAUAGACUCCACUAAGCUCAAGCAAACUUUCCAACAAAAAAUGUGGGCAGCUUUUGAGAAUCCACAUACAUCAUCUGUCGCACUUGUAUUCUAUUAUGUUACGGGUUUUUUCAUUGCCGUUUCUGUGCUAUGUAAUAUUAUAGAAACCAUUCCUUGCUGGUAUGUCAACGACACCCCUACCUCCUGUGGAGAUGCCUAUGAAAAGCAAUUUUUUGUGCUAGACACUGCUUGCGUUAUCAUAUUUACUAUAGAAUAUUUAUUGCGGUUAUACGCAGCGCCGGAUAGAUGUCGAUUUUUGAGAUCAAUAAUGAGCGUUAUCGAUGUGGUCGCUAUUUUACCAUAUUAUAUAGGUUUGGGUUUACAGAAUAACAAAGAUGUAUCGGGAGCGUUUGUCACUUUACGAGUAUUUCGAGUUUUUCGAAUAUUUAAAUUCUCACGGCAUUCACAAGGACUUCGAAUACUUGGUUAUACUUUGAAAUCAUGUGCAUCCGAACUUGGUUUCCUGGUAUUCUCGCUAGCUAUGGCUAUAAUAAUCUUUGCCACAAUUAUGUACUAUGCUGAAAAGAAAGUCAAUGACACAAGGUUCACGUCAAUUCCAGCUGCAUUCUGGUACACUAUCGUUACGUUAACUACGCUUGGAUACGGUGACAUGGUUCCGUCUACGGUAAUGGGCAAGAUAGUGGGAGGCAUCUGUUCCUUAUCCGGUGUGUUGGUCAUCGCUCUACCUGUGCCUGUCAUCGUCAGCAACUUUUCUCGAAUUUAUCACCAAAAUCAACGUGCUGACAAGCGCCGAGCUCAAAAGAAAGCCCGUCUGGCACGAAUCCGUAUCGUGAAGAACGCUUCGGGUCAAGCUCUAUUCAACAAGAAAAAGGCGCACGAGGCUCGGAUGCAAGCGUUCGAGCAAGGGCUGCUAUCAUUUGAUGCGCUUCGCGAUGAGGAUAUAUUCGAGAUACAACAUCAUCAUCUAUUACAAUGUCUCGAAAAGGCAACGGAAAGAGAAUUUGUCGAAAGUGAUGUAACGUUCGAUGGAGGACAUUCGACACCACCAAUAUCCGAAGCAUCAUCUUUGAGUACGGUUCGACCGACCAAACACAAGCGGAAGUGGUGGUGUGUACGUGGUGAAGAUGAAGAAGAGCAUGAACAUGAAGAGGAAAGAGGAGCACGGGUGACAUUUAACCAAAGUAUGAACCAGGUCCAUGAAAGGACGCCUGACGAAAAAGUGGAAUUACACGAUAUAUGUGUUUCGCAGCUAUGACGCAUUUACGACAUAAGCAGGUUGUGGAAGCCCCCCUUCCCCCUUCUUCCGCCCGCCAACGUCUUGCCAAGAAUCUCAAAUAAUGUCCAUAUGCUCAGUGAAGUCAAAUUUAUGUGAUGUUGAAUACAGUAUUUGCUAGAAUAGGUCCCAUAGUUUAAUCAUAGUUCAACCCUAGAACAAAUAUUGCGCAUAGAUUACAAAAAUUGAAGUUUUUGCUAGGAUGUGUAGACUUGUCAUUUUAUCUUUGAUGUGCUCGCAUAUUUAUAUCACAUAUGAGAUUUUUAUCAAAAUUAUUCAU